Messenger RNA from Brienomyrus brachyistius, 2949 nucleotides. Its product is annotated as large neutral amino acids transporter small subunit 1-like. Gene Ontology annotation, biological process: neutral amino acid transport; amino acid transmembrane transport. Gene Ontology annotation, molecular function: neutral L-amino acid transmembrane transporter activity; L-amino acid transmembrane transporter activity. The transcript is spliced from 11 exons. The record is from RefSeq and is a predicted model, not a curated record. NCBI's taxonomy places the organism in Eukaryota, Metazoa, Chordata, Actinopteri, Osteoglossiformes, Mormyridae. Gene Ontology annotation, cellular component: membrane. Bases 288 to 1817 code for a protein of 509 amino acids.
AACCCCUACAGUGGACUAUGAAUUGACACGCGAUGCACGCACCGACACACACUGGCACACCUAAACGCGUACGGAGUGUUUCAGGUGCCCUUCAAAUAUGAGUUACUCUCAGAAACGUGCGAAAAGCUACCGAUGACCUACAUGCAUCGCUUCUGAAUUACUCUGUCAUCUACAAAACGCUGCCCACCAUCGGUAGACAACUGACUUCACCUUCAUCAGCAUCCGUCGUUCCUUUUUCAUAAGCGCGGGACAGCUUUGCGGAAGCCACUGUAUAAAACGCCGGCAGGAUGGCGGAGCUGAAGUCACGGAGCAAUGAGAACGUGAAUAAGGAGGCAGAUGAACAGAAGAAGAUGGAGGAGGUGGCAGCAGAAGGCAGCCCCAAAGAAGAGACCCCUCCUGACACAAAUGAAAAGGUCAAGCUAAAGCGGAACAUCACCUUGUUCAACGGUGUUGGCAUGAUUAUUGGCACAAUAAUUGGCUCGGGCAUCUUCAUCACCCCCACUGGCGUGGUGAAGGAGACAGGCUCGGCGGGCCUCUCGCUGAUCGUAUGGGCUGUGUGUGGCAUAAUCUCCACCAUGGGUGCCCUGUGCUACGCUGAGCUGGGAACCACCAUCACCAAGUCAGGCGGGGACUACACAUACAUCCUGGAGGUGUACGGCAAGCUGGUGGCUUUCCUGAAGCUCUGGGUGGAGAUGCUGAUUAUACGGCCAUCUUCACAGUACGUGGUGUCCUUGGUCUUUGCCACCUACCUCCUCAAACCCCUCUAUCCGGAGUGUAACGUGCCCGAAACCGCUGCCAAACUAAUCGCCUGCCUUUGCCUCACCUUGUUGACAUUCGUCAACUGCAUCAGUGUGAAAGCUGCAACAAAAGUACAGGACGUCUUCACUACAUCUAAACUCAUCGCACUUGGGAUCAUCAUCGUCUUUGGCUUCAUCCAGAUUUUUCGGGGUGACAUCCCCUAUCUGAAACCAGACCUUGCCUUUGAAGGCAGUAAGAUGGGAGUGGACAACAUUGUUCUUGCCCUUUACAGUGGCCUGUUUGCUUUUGGAGGCUGGAAUUAUUUAAACUACGUUACAGAGGAAAUGAUUGAACCAGAGAAAAAUCUGCCUCUGUCCAUUAUCAUCUCCAUGCCUAUUGUGACAGUGGUGUAUGUAUUGACCAAUCUGGCGUAUUUCACCACCAUCUCCCCACAUGUGAUGGUUAACUCUGAAGCAGUGGCUGUGAUCUUUGGCGAAUAUCACCUCGGCGUCAUGUCUUGGCUCAUCCCUGUCUUUGUGGGGUUGUCCUGCUUCGGCGCCGUCAAUGGAAGCCUGUUCACUUCUGCUCGGCUGUUCUAUGCAGGGGCUCGCGAAGGGCAGCUCCCUGCUGCGCUGGGUUUAGUGCACACUGACCUUUUCACUCCUGUGCCAUCCCUCAUUUUCACUUGCUUCCUGUCCAUGAUGUACGCCUGCUCCAAGGACAUAUUCUCUGUCAUCAACCUGUUUAGCUUCUUCACCUGGCUCUGUGUGGGUUUGGCCAUCCUUGGCAUGCUCUGGCUACGGUGGAAGAAGCCUGAGCUAAGGAGGCCUAUCAAAAUCUGCAUAUUAAUCCCUGUGACAUUUGUCUUGGGCUGCGUCUUCAUGAUUGUCGUGUCCUUUUGGGCGGCCCCUUUUGAAUGCCUUAUUGGUUCUGGGAUCAUCCUGACUGGCAUCCCCUUCUACCUCCUGGGAUACAAGUGGAAGAAACCUCAUGUUGUGCAGAAGAUCCUGGAAAUAUUUACAAUGUUUUGUCAGAAGAUUUUCAUGUCUGUUCCGGAAGAGCGUGGAACAUCUAAGUGAUGAUUUACAAGCAAAGGUUUGACCACGACACAAAACCUUUCUUUGUGCUUGCUUCGAAUACAUGUUUACAUGGUUGCUGUGUGUGUAACAGCCUGGGUUUGUGUAGUGUUUGUUUGCGAGGUCUGGCAGUAUGCAAGGCUCCUUGACUAUGGCGAUUCUUUUAACCCCUUCUACCUGACGAAAUAGAAACGUGAUGAAACUUGUUGGUUUUGUCUGUACAGCUUGUUACAUUGUUUCAUGAAUAGCCAUUUCGGGUUGGCCUGUAAAUGCCAGUCAAUGACUUCUCGAGUAACAAUCAUACAUUGAGUCAAGGUUUCAGUUGUAAAGAAAUGACUUGCAACAACCAGUAUACAUUCCUUGACAUAUUUUAAGUGGAUUAAGAAACAAACGUGUAAAUCCAGGGAAUACAUGCAAUUAUUUUCUGUGAUAUAAAUUUAAGUAGGUUUAAGUGCUACCUAUUGUUUUAUCUUGUUUAAUUCUGUCUUAAAUGACAAAAAAAACUGAGCAUUGCAUUUUCUUUACCAUAGAUUAGAUAUUAUAUUUACUAUUGUAGGAUUAGAUCAGAGUAAAUGUUUCCAGUAAUAUAGCAUUAAAUCAUAGCAUUUUUGUUCUUCAACACUAAAAGCUGAACAGUUUACAGGUAUAGUGCACAACAUAGGAUAUCCUGACCAAAAUUUAUACCCACUGCUGACUGUACCAUCUAGAUGUGGUCACGAGCACAACAAAAUGUGGAACAGCUACAAUACUAUUAUCAAUAAACCAGCAUGAAAUGUUUGGGCAAGGAGCCUGGAAAAACCAAUGGUGGUCAGUUUUUUUUCAGUUAGUGUUCAUUUUGAUUUGUCAAUAAUGUGCCAACAUUGUGCCAAUGAUGGGAGUGUUUUACUAAGAAAAAAUACAUUAAGAAGCAUUUGAAAUGUAGCGUGUAUCGUUGAUUUAACAUUGUUUAGUUAUUCAUCUAGUAUACCUAUGGCAAGUAAAUCCUUGAGCUGUAUACAUAAUCGUGUCGUUCAAUAUUUGUUUUGUACUUUUUGUAAAGUAUUGCAAUGACAAUGUUGUACUACUGUCCACCAGUCACUGUCAGUAUCUUUGGCAGGCACUUAUACUAUUAAAGUAUUUUAAUCUAAAAUUGCAA